AUGGACCAUUCGCCACUGCUGGGCCUGCAAGCGGAGGCCAUUUGGCUUUCACAAGCACGACGCUCCAAAGCCAAUGUGGUAAAGCACACUGCCGGCCCUGAGCGGAGCCACGGUCGGAUCGUGGCAGAGGACUUGAAGCAGGAGGCCUUGGCGCUGCGGCGCGCUCACCGUGCUGUGCGUGGACCGCACUCCCCGCCAAGGAACCUCACAGGCCAGACGAGCUCCAGCCAGCCAGGUCAAGAAGGCUUGGCCUCCGAAAAUUUGGAGGAACCUGUGGCCGAGAUGGAGGAGACGGCGGGCCGCUGUCCGGUUUGCGGAGGCGGCCGAGCAGGAGCUGACAGCCACGGGCGUACGGAGGAGCUUAAGGCGCAGCUAGAGGUGGUAGAGGAUCUUCUGGAAAAGUCCAGGUCGGAGGCUAACGAGGCGGCGGCGCUGCGCCGCCGGCUGUCCGCUGUGGAGUCGCGAGCUGCGGAGAUGGAGGUUGCCAGCUGCAUGGUGCUGCGGCUCUGUCAGGAGCUCUUUGUUGCGCUGGAACUUCAAAGCGCGGACUUCCAGCGCUAUGUGGACACCAUCCGAAGACAGAUAGGACCCUUCCUCGAGCAGGCCGCUUUGUUCGAGGCCGGUAGGAUUGAUUGCCUUCAGUACUUCCAGCCCAAAAGCGCGCGAGUUUCUGCUUCAGAUGCCAAGCAACAACUGACAGGCUGA
Symbiodinium natans is the source of this 705-nucleotide messenger RNA. NCBI's taxonomy places the organism in Eukaryota, Dinophyceae, Suessiales, Symbiodiniaceae. The record is from the annotation of a GenBank genome assembly.